Messenger RNA from Staurois parvus, 500 nucleotides. Lineage: Eukaryota; Metazoa; Chordata; Amphibia; Anura; Ranidae. The record is from the annotation of a GenBank genome assembly.
UUGUUGGAUGUAGAGUCCAGAAGUGGAUUGCCAAUAAUAUUGAAGUCGCCACCGAUGAGGAGUCUUCCUUGUUUUUGGGUUGAGAUAAUUAGUUGAAGUUUGUUGUAGAAAUGUAGUUGGUUGGUUGUCAGGAAUGGACUGGCCAGCAAUAGUGGGACUCAUCUGCCUUAUGAGCUGCAGUACCAGGGCUGGCCAGCGGGUGCUCCCAGCAAUCAGAGACUCAACCUUGCAGCCAGUCAAACACCUGGAACUAAUUAUACUGGUGUAUUUAAGGGACAUUCAGACCUGCAGACUCUGCCUUGGUGUUGUGUUUUUUCCUGGGCCCUGUAUCUUGUUCCUGCUCCUGUUCCUGUUCCUGUCUUGUUGCUGACCCGGCUUGAUUCUGACCUCUGCUGACUUCUCCUGUUCUGAUCCCUGGCUUGUGACCCAGACCAUUCUCUGCCUGACCCCCUGUACCUACCUGCCUGUUAGUUGCUGUACCCUGCUCGUGACCUGACUAU